UCUGUUACACCCUUUAUUCAGCUUCUCAAAAUAUUUGUCAUAUCAAGUUGUUAGUGCCCAGCCAUCUGCAGGUGAUUACCAACAAAAUAAUACGUUUCAAAGGAGUCAAGUUCUAUUUAUGCACUUCACAUUAGCUUUUAUCAGAAUUGGUCCUGCUUUCAGACAAGCUUGGACAUGUUUAAAGCUAAAAUAUGUAUCGAGGUUGAGGGGGGAUAACUCCUUUGUCAGCUUAGGAUCCUUUUAAAAAAGCGUAUACAUACGUACUUUAUUUUGGUAUACACGCUUUAUGGCACAGCAAAUUGCACUUUCUAUUUUAAAAAACCGAGACUCGAUUUGCCCCAGAAAUAUCAAGAACAUUUGGGACCGUGAAGAAUUAAAUGAAAAAAUUAGAAAAAUACUCUAUAUGUUUUUGAAUAUUUUACAAAACAGAAAAUUUUAUCGGUAAAUCAACUGUACAGCUAAAAAUUUGUUGCAAAUCUGUUGUGUAGUAAAAUUAACCUUAGAAUAUGGUAGUAUACAAUAAUAAGAACACUCGAGCGUUUGUGCUUGUGUCGCUGGUGAGGCUGAGAACCAAGCUUUUGAAUUUUAUUACUUGAAUCAAAUGGUAUAGAAAGUCAAGCAGCCUCCCGAAUCAUCUGGUUAUUUGGUCCUUAAGUAGCUUCCAGGGACAGUGUAGCAGCCCUCCAAUUUUAAAAAAAGAGCAACCCUUAACUCCGAUACUUUAUACCACCUACUACUGAAGGAAUACUUUUAUGCUACACUACCUCAGAGGUGCAUUCUUUCUCUUCUCGCCGCACUGUCUUAUUCUACUAAUAAUACAAAUGUGGUUCAUACUUUUUAUACCAUGUAGUUUAUACCUGUUUCAUACCUUUUAGAAAACAAGAGUACUUCUUUCAUAUGAGAAUUCGUGCCACGCAACCCACGAAAAGCUUUUUUGGAAUCAACAGCGCGCCAGUUUUUAAAAGCGCGUGGUUUUUUGGCCAACUUUUGUGUUCAAAUAAUUGUGUGUUGAAAAUUUUACCAAAAGAAUCCUAAGCUUGAAACUAGCUGCCAAUCCAAAAAAGAUCGACGUCUUUAUCCGCAUGACGUCAUUUCUUUAUAUCCACAUGUGGGCUGGUUAAUCGUUUCAGAAUUCAGGUGUGUCACCAAAUAGGAAAUGUUUCGAAAUCGAAACCAAAUCUAGUUAGCAAUCAUAAUUUGCUGUUUUGAAACUUUUUCAACAGAUUGAAAAGAUUUUUGAAUUGUGUUUAGCCUAUUUUCAAAUACAUAUUACACAAAAUUCGACAGUAUUUUUACGAUUGUGAUGCGAAGUCUUGAUCGGGUAGUUCAAAAACAGAGCAAAGUCGAUUGAAACUUCCACCUUUUCUCCAGAAACAAAUUGUUGUUCUAGAAUUUUUCCCUCACUGUCAAAAAGGAAAUUGAUGUUCUCGAGAAAUAUUCUUAACCUUUCAAACAUCAUUCGAAGGUGUCCAUAUUGGGAAAGAUGGGCUUGGUCAGACUGCCCUUUUCAAAAUAUAGGCAAAGUCAAGACGAUCGUAUGAUUUCUGUCUCAAUUUGCACAUUGCGUGAUCUCCAAAUAAAUUCUUAUCUCCAUGUCAAGGUUGUAUGAUUUACACUCAUUUUUUUUAUAAGAAACAGGUUAUUAGAAACGGUAGGCUCAAUUUUUCGAAAGUUGAGAAACAACCCUUCCUUAAUUGAAAAAAGCUAAGUAAACUUUUAUAAUUUGCAGUUUUAAUUUUCCGAGUUGACACUAGAAACAGUCUUGACAUUGAAUAUCACUGUAUAUUGCAACUUGCAAUUGCAACACUACACUCCACAUGCAGUUUGCAUUCGUUCUCAGUGAACUGCACACUAGAAGUUUCCAUUCAAAUAUUUGUUUUGACUUCAAUUUGACACUGAUGCAGUUCAAUGAGCUUAACUGUUAGUUUAUCUCUGAAUGUGGGUUAACUAUUUACUUUACCUUGGAAGCACGUUUAAAAAAUACAUUACCUAAGAAAAUUCAAAAAAAUGUAAGAAACUUUUGAUAGCAAAAUGGCCAGAAAUUUAGGAAACUGCCUACCAGCACCGGGCCUUAGUUUUUUAUCAAAAAAUCGGAUAUUUACUGUAUUUUAAUAUGAAAAGCAACAAUUACUGGUGUGAUGUUCACGAUAAUCUGAUUUCAAUUUUAUUUACGAAGAAUGGGUACAUUAAGGGGCCUGUGGGGAAUGCAAUCAUCUAUUUUCUUGGUACCUUGCUUAUAAUACCAUCUAGCCCCUUAGCACAUGUGCUGGUUUUCAAUCAGUCCUUUUAUGAAAUAAAAUUGAUUAAAUUAAGAUUGAGCUGCAACGAAAUAAUUACAAUGUGCUAAUAUUUACAAAGGAUAAUAUAAAUUUAAUCAUAUUUUAAACAAUUUAGAGAUGAUGCUUGCUUAGGCCAUAGUCAAUAGAGUAUCCUUAAGUAUAGGGUUAGAAACUAUUCCAUCUUUGCUCCCCGAAAGGGGCAGAAUUUUUAUCCACUUACUUAUUCUAUUCACAAAUUCUUUUGAAUGGUAGCCGUAUGCAACAUGCAGCAGUAUAAUAGAGUCUGUAAGAGGAUACUAUUGGGUACCAGAGCCGUUGCUGCCGUUAAAUUUUUGCGGCUCUGGUACCCAGGGUAGUAAGAGGAGCACUGUGAGCUCAUGGUGGAAAGGUAACAAUUAUUACGGCACCAACACAUGGAAGGGUGUGACAACCGCUGUUUGAGACUCAUUUUGAAGAAGACCCAGAACGGUUUUCCACCCCGGAAUUUCGAUAAGUGGACUUUUAGGGGCAUCAGCUGCUGUUUGUUAAAAUUGCAUGACCAACCUACUAACUUCGGCUGAAACGGUGCAGCCCCAAGCAGAGCAUCAAUAUCGACAAUUUAGGGGCCAACUGUAAACAUGGUUUUCAAAGAGUUUUUUGGAAAGAAACGUCUGACAACUGUUAUGUAGCUUUUUGUCCUAGAAGCCUUAAUUUGCCUUCUCGUGUCCUGACCUUUCCUUAUACAGAACACUUGCAAGUUCUGACGUCAACAUAACAUGUCUGUAAUAUCGUCAUAGGAAAUCGGUAUUUAGGUAAAAGCUACUAAAGCUCGUCGAGUUCCUUUUUGGUUAGGACGAUAAAUUUAACAUCAAAUUCAAAGAGGCGUGACAGUACAGUACAAAAUGCUGACAGCGAAAACCUUGGCCACUGAAUUGGAGCUUAGAAAAUUCCUUUUUGAUUUAGAGAGAAAGAAUAUCAGAACAAAUGUUAUUGGUAUUUCAAUCAUCAAAAAAUUUGGAUCCUGGUGAUUUCCUGCGUUAAAAUAGAGCUACUUUACAAAAGAGUUCGGGAUAAUUCUGGAUUCGUAGCUGCGUAACAAAUAUCUUACGCAGGAGCCAGCAUAAGGUUUCACCCGGAAAAGAAAUAGACGGAGAGGGAAAGAUGGCGACUUCUGGCGAUCAAGGGCGGCAGCACAACAACAAACUGUUAUCAUGGUUUCAGGAAGCUUUUUCUCAUGCCACUGGACAGAGCAGAAUGGUAAUAGAUCGAAAAGCCAUCGAGAAAUGCUGGAGAACUAUGGAGAAAGUGGGAAAACAAUGUAAUACCCAGCGGUUAGGAUUGAAGAACAGUCCCCCUUAUCUUCUUGAAAUUCUACCGGAUACCUACCAGCAUUUAAAAUUAAUCGUCAAGUAUUACGAAGAACGAAUGUCGAUGCUCAAUGACUGUGAAUACUUUAGGGUUUAUUUGGAAAACUUGAAUAAUAAAUGCAAACAAGUUUUGAAGCUUUUCAGAGAGGGCAAGGAAAAGAUGUAUGACGAUCACUCGCCUUAUCGUAGGACUCUUAUAAAACUGAGCUUGAUUUUUAGUCACAUGCUUGCCGACUUAAAAGCAAUUUUUCCAAAUGGACAAUUUAUUGGUAAAGGUUUUAGAAUCACGAAGCAGGAUGCUGCAGAUUUCUGGAAGAGUUCGUUCGGAGAAAGGGUUAUUGUACCUUGGAAAUAUUUUCGUGAACAGCUGCAAAUGGCAAACCCAAUUAAGUCUGGACUUGAAGCCAUUGCCUUAAAGAGGACCAUAGAUUUGACAGGAAAUGAACAUGUUUCAAUAUUUGAAUUUGAUGUAUUUAGCAGACUUUUUGCUCCAUGGUCAAAUAUUAUUCAAAACUGGAAUGUGUUAGCUGUUACUCAUCCGGGCUACAUGGCAUUUUUGACAUAUGAUGAAGUCAAAGAACGGCUGUCUCAAUUUAUUGAUAAACCUGGAAGCUAUGUCUUUCGGCAAAGCUGUACAAGGCUGGGUCAAUGGGCCAUUGGCUAUGUAACAACGCAAGGAACCAUUUUGCAGACAAUCCCUCAAAAUAAAACUCUGAUGCAGGCUCUUGUUGAUGGGGAGAGGGAAUUAUUUUAUUUGUAUCCGAAUGGACGUGAGCCCAACCCAAAUUUGCAAGAAUAUCUUACACCACGAUCUCAACAUGUAAUCAAGGUAACGGAGGAGCAAUACGAACUCUAUGUUGAAAUGGGAUCGACCUUUCAACAAUGCAAAAUAUGUGCUGAAAAUGAUAAAAACGUGAAAAUAGAGCCGUGCGGUCACCUUAUGUGCAACAUGUGCCUAAUGCAAUGGCAAGAAUCGGGUGGUGAUGGAUGCCCAUUUUGCCGAUCAGAAAUAAAGGGCAUCGAGCAUGUUUUAAUAGACCCUAUGCCGCAACAUAGAACUGAUUCAAAGAAAAGGCCAGUUAUCGAGAACCUACCUGGCCAUUAUUCAGACGACGAAAACGAGGAUCAAUCAUAUACUAGCGAAUCACGAUCAAAGUUCGGCCACAGCUCGGCUGUUCCAUCGUCACAGAAUCCAAAUUUAUUAUCACCUACAUCACCUCCACAAACCCCAAUCGCCGAGAACAGUGACCAACCCCCACCACUACCUGAUCGGAAGCCAGCUACAUUUAGGUUUCCACUGCCUGGUCGACGGUCUCCAUUUAGUUCUCCACGUGGCUCCCCAUUUACAUCCCCAGCUCAAUCUCCCAGAACGUCACCCUUUACCUCGCCUAAGACUUCUCCAGUAGGGUCCCCCGUUAAUGUUUCUAGAAAAAUGCCGCCACCACUGCCUCCUUCAGACUACCCAAAUGAAAACGAGGAACCACCCGUAAUUCCACCGAAGCCGUCUUUCUCAGAAUUGCGGAAAACGUACCGGUCAAGACGCGUAAAUAGUAAUCCCCAUGGAGAUAGUGCAGUAAGUAUACCUGAAAAUCUGAUAAGGAAACAGUUAUCAAAAUCCCAUGAUCCUUUACCAGUGACUAGUGUAGAAGAGGAUGCAAGGAUUUCUCAUUCGUUGUCAGAACAUUCGUCUUACUUUCAUAAACCUGAUUUUGCAAGCAAUGACGAGAUUCAUGUCGCCGGUGAAUGUAUUGAAGAUGAAAAAUUGAAGGAUACAUCGCCACACGAGAAAGAACAAUUUGACAUGAUUGAAGGUCUGGAAACAGACAACGUGGCUCUGGACGCACCACCAAUACCUCUCCAUCGUAUGCCUCCAGAUGGUGCUUGUAAGAAACUAGACGUUGCUAGUCAAAUUGUUAACCCUAAUUCUCGAAAUCUCGGAGCCGUCGAAAACAUUACGUCGAAGGAUAUAUCGGAUAAUUCGGUGAAGCUACGGCCUGCACGAGAACCUAUCCAGAACAAGAUUAACAGUAAGGACUCAAAAGGAGGUUCUGCAAAGCAAAAACAAACGACGGACAAGAAAAAGGGAAGUUUGUUGGACCAAAAUACCGAGUUUCGUGGAGAUGAAGAUGUGAAGAAGAUAGUUAAUAACCAAGAGAUAGAGUCUUCGUUGCUUCCCACUCAAUUAUACGAACCUCUUUAUUUGGCUGAAGAAUCAGUCCCAAACCCCUUUAACCAUCAUGUUUUAGCUCUAAGCGAGGAUAGAAGACAUUCCUGUCCAGUUCCGGUAGAGCAGUGUCCAGAUCAAGUAAAUGAUUGGAAUCGAAGUGCAACUUUGGACCGGUCGAAACCAACCCGAAAAGAGAACCUUAGCGAUCAACCCAAUUUUAACAAGCCAUUGCCCAUCCCUCCAGGGAAGACAUUAAUGGAACUGCAGCGUCGAUAUUCUGAAGAUAAAUCGGAUACAAACGGAGCAAUUUGGGACAGUAAUAAACAGAGCACUGAAGUUUGGAAAACAGAUUUUUCGAGAGCUGACCCAGCCGUUGCUGAUUCUGACCAACCUGCACCAGUUCUUCCAGUUAAGAAAAGGCAGUCAAUGAAAAUGAAAAAGAAGGACGACGACAAAAUACAGGAAGAUUUUUCUCUGAAUGCCAGCUCACGUAGAGUUGAUGGAUCAAGAGACGGUUUUGAAAAGGACGGUGUAUACUACACCCUGCCGAAAGAUAUCCCACCUCUUCAGGAGGUGAGUAAGGAAAUUGAUUUCUUUAAUGAGGAUGACGGGGAGAAUGCGACUCCUCUUUACGAAUCGCCCACCAAGGUGAUAAAUGCACCGAUGCCUACCAAUGGGGAAAAUGGAACUAGUGGAUGCUUAGGGUUUGAGGACGAUUUCUCCAGCAUGUUUCCAACGGUUAACAACACAGUGAACGAUCCUUUUCACGAUGAUGAAUUCUUUAGAUUGCCACCGCAGCCAGAUGCGCGGGAUUCUAUUGCCCCGCCACCGAGCAAUCAGCCCACAAGAUCAGCACGGUCAAACAAACGAGUAUUAACUAGCAACGAAGCUACUACUGAAGAGAGGCUGGAUUCCCUUUUUGACCAGAGAACCGGGCAAACCAUUGUUGCCGGCCCCGGUAGAUUCUUUCAGCCCGGACAAUCUAGCAAUAACGAGAGACACAUUAAGUUUUACGAGGAAGAUUUUAACAUAUUGAUGGCUCAAGGUUACUCCAGGGAACAGAUAACCAGGGCGUUAGUUAUUGCAGACAAUAACUUUGCGUUGGCACGUAGAAUCUUGAAAGGUUUUGCUUCACCAGCGAAGUGACUUGCUUCAUUUUAAAACUUAGGUCGGAAGUUAGUUAUUGAUAUUUCAUUGCAAAUUUUAUACCGUUGAUUUGACUUAACAAAAUAGGCUGAAAUUUAUUUCGAAUGUCAAAUUUUUGUCGGUUUGAAAGACUAGUUUCGGUUUGCUUCUAUCGCCAGAAGCUUUACAUGUUUACCGUACUUUUAUUCAUAAAACCUAAUCGGAUUAAUUUGGUUCCUGCUAGGUAAUUGCUCGAAAUAUAUCAUUGUCUCGAGUGUCAUUAUUUUCCGUUCUCCGGAUAUAAGAGCUAUGAGUUAUGAAUCUGGAAAGGUUGUUGUAGUAAAAAAUUUUGUCUGAAUAGACGAUUUAUUGUUAAUUUAAUUUUUUCCUUCAUGUCACUUGCUUUAUCUAGGGUACAAAAUUGAAACUGUUAUUCCGCUUGCAUCAUUUUAGUUUGAACUGUUGAGUGCUAAAAUCUUUUAGAGUGUUUCGGAAUACUUUUAAUGAACUAUUUGUGUUGAUGGCGAGGCGUACACAAUUUAGGCUCAAUUCUCCAGUCAUUCCAUUGGGUUUAUUUAAACUGGGACAACUAUUUUAGUUGUUCAAGUACUUCCCGAUUUUAGUACGUUGUCGUUUGUCGAAACUUUGAGUAGGUUUAAUCGAACAUAAAAUGCAGUUUGCGAAUAAUUACGAUAAUAAUGAUAAUAAUAAUAAUACCCCUUCAACUUUGCAUAAUUGCUAUGAAUAGAUUAUAAAACUUAUAUAAUUGACGUCAUAUCUUGACCCUGUCACCCUAGAAAAAUUCAAGAAAAUGGCAUAUUUAUCACAAUAUUAAGUUGUAAGUUAGAAUUUAGGCAUUGGUUGCUAAAGUGGUUAUCAUAGAUGACCGCCUUGUUUGACAUUUUCUGAACUUGUAGUUUCACAGCUGUACUUUUCAAAAACUCUGGAAUAUACCGUAAUCUCGUUUUACACUGUAAGUUGUGUUGCUUGUCGCAACAAAACAAAGAAUCUUAAUGUAGCAAUAGUUAUGAAUAUUGA
Molecule: messenger RNA, 7955 nt
Organism: Rhopilema esculentum
Lineage: Eukaryota; Metazoa; Cnidaria; Scyphozoa; Rhizostomeae; Rhizostomatidae
Biological process (GO): cell surface receptor signaling pathway; negative regulation of epidermal growth factor-activated receptor activity
Cellular component (GO): plasma membrane; membrane raft
Molecular function (GO): SH3 domain binding; phosphotyrosine residue binding; calcium ion binding
Source: RefSeq, a predicted model, not a curated record